CGUCCGGUACCCCUUCAAGCCAAACCCUGUUUGCGAGUGCGUCUCAUUUAAUAUCGACGCGGUGAAGAGACGAGCCGGGGAGGGAAAGAAGACGGAGCUCACAAGAUGAAGGCAAUGGUCUAGAUUUUGUCUUCCACCCAUUAUGCACCAAAUUGAUCGACCAGGUCAAUAGGUUUGGCAGCCUUUUUUGAAUGUCUUAUUCUUGUUAAGGGCAAAAGAAAAAUUGGGGUUUUCGGUUUCUACCCCUUGAAGAGCAACAUUUCGACACCCUUUUGCAAUGGAAAAAUUCAAAUCGUUGAGGAAAGUAAAUAUCCAGAUCCCCGAAACUGAUGACGAUGUCAUAGAAACACCAGAAGCCAAAGAGGAGAAAGGGAUUCGAUUUAAACCUCCCCAGAACAACAUCCCAGAAGACCAAGAGCCUUUCAUGGGGGUCAAGGUUAGAAGAAGAGCUUCGCUUCAUAGAGACCAUCAAGGAGAUUAUCUCGAUGUUCCUUCUCAACCCUCUCUCAUGAAGAUAUUGGAGAAACAAGGUGAUCGACAGGUUCUCUUUGCAGAUAAGGUUUUGAAAUUCACUGGAUCAGGGAAGAUGAAGCGGCGUAUUCUUUUAAUUACAGACUUUGCCAUUUACAUUGUUGAUCCGGAGACUGAUGCCCUUAAGCGGCGAAUUGCACUGGCAGCCGUUGAUAAGCUUUGUUUGAGUGAGCUGAGUGAUAAUUUUUUUGCCAUUAUCAUCCCAACUGAGUAUGAUAUUCUCAUAGCCAGUACUCGAAAGACAGAGAUUGUGACUGUGUUGGUGGAAGCUACCAAGAGCACAUCAGAAUACGAACUUGAGGUGCUUUUCUCUAACAGGUUUGAGUACCAUGCUGCUUCUGAGCUUGUCAAGGAAGUCGAAUUUGAGGAAGUUGAAGGAGGUGUUAAAACAAGGAUUUUGAGGAAGUGAAACAGCUCUUAUACUCGCCAUUUUACGUCAUGGGGGAUGGUACUGGAGAUUGACUUUUAUUUUUAUUCUUUUGUAAAGGUGAUUGAUUCUUUGUGGUUUGUGCUCCGCUUCCAAGGUUUCCCAGCAGAACGAUAUAUCUAUUCUUUU
This is a messenger RNA of Telopea speciosissima, 1087 nucleotides long. Its product is annotated as myosin IB heavy chain. Gene Ontology annotation, cellular component: myosin complex. The transcript is spliced from 5 exons. Bases 278 to 940 code for a protein of 220 amino acids. The record is from RefSeq and is a predicted model, not a curated record. Gene Ontology annotation, molecular function: cytoskeletal motor activity. Lineage: Eukaryota; Viridiplantae; Streptophyta; Magnoliopsida; Proteales; Proteaceae.